Besnoitia besnoiti is the source of this 762-nucleotide messenger RNA. RefSeq names its product protein phosphatase 2c containing protein. The record is from RefSeq and is a predicted model, not a curated record. The transcript has 2 exons. Gene Ontology annotation, molecular function: protein serine/threonine phosphatase activity. NCBI's taxonomy places the organism in Eukaryota, Apicomplexa, Conoidasida, Eucoccidiorida, Sarcocystidae. Gene Ontology annotation, biological process: protein dephosphorylation. The coding region runs from base 1 to 762 and encodes 253 amino acids.
AUGGAUGGUCACGGGAUGAAUGGCCAUCUCGUCUCCGACGCGGUUCGUCACAUUUUGCACAAAAAUGUUCAGGAGUGCCCCGAAUUCAACAAGGACUUGAAGCAAGCGCUUCAGAAAGGGUUCUUCAGGACCAAUUGUGAGCUCUUCCAACCAGGAAUUGACAUCACGAUGAGCGGCACGACUUGCGUGUCGUGUGUAAUCCAAGGCACGAUGCUGUACACGGCAAAUGUGGGAGACAGCAGAGCUAUCAUGGGUCGCGCCAACGGCAAAGGCGGAUGGACAUCUCUCUCCCUCUCGCACGACCACAAGCCCGACAGACCAGACGAAGAAAAACGCAUUCUAGCUGCAGAUGGCCGCGUGGGCGCACUGAAAGGACCGAAUGGAGAAGCUCUGGGGCCUGCGAGGGUGUGGAGGAAAGACUGCGACGCACCAGGUCUCGCAAUGUCGAGAUCCCUUGGCGACUCUUUAGCCGCGUCAGUUGGAGUCAUCGGGGAGCCGGAAAUCACUAUCACGCCUCUCACUCCCCAGGAUGAGUUCAUUGUGAUAGCCUCCGACGGCUUAUGGGAAUUUAUCACGAACCAAGAAGUCGUCGAGGUUGUUUCGCGUUUCCUAGACUCCAGAGAUCCAGUCGGCGCUUGUGACACACUCAUCGAAGAAGCCAAUCGCCGAUGGAAACUCGAAGACGACGUCGUCGACGAUACCACUGUCGUUGUUAUCUUCCUUGAUGUGCCCAGGAAAGGUUUGGGCGACAAACGCAGAUAG